Messenger RNA from Manduca sexta (tobacco hornworm), 2007 nucleotides. It is a transcript of the gene Ccs, whose product is annotated as copper chaperone for superoxide dismutase. Gene Ontology annotation, biological process: removal of superoxide radicals. The transcript is spliced from 7 exons. The coding region runs from base 130 to 972 and encodes 280 amino acids. Gene Ontology annotation, molecular function: copper ion binding. Lineage: Eukaryota; Metazoa; Arthropoda; Insecta; Lepidoptera; Sphingidae. The record is from RefSeq and is a predicted model, not a curated record.
UGAAAUUAUCAUUUGCCGACUGCAGUUUGUCAAGCAGCCGAUUGUUGUUUUUCUUCUAGAAAAAACUAAAUAUUCGUGAUAUAGCGUGUUGUGAAGAAUUAAUACAUUUUCUAGUAAAAAUUACAAACUAUGGUAACCUCUAAAUUGGAGAUCCUUGUGGAUUUUGGUGUGAAGCCUGAUCAGCAGGAGUUGGAGAAAACAUUGAACGCUCUGAGAUCACAGGAAGGCGUUAAAGAGGCUACAUUCAAAGGUGGUGCAGUUGUUGUGGAAACCACUCUCCCCAGCGGAACUGUGCUCGACAUGGUUGCCAAGAGUACUGGAAAAAGAGCCGUAUUACAAGGAUUUGGAGAAACCCAAUCAGCAGUAGCGAUGAUCGCGAGCCAGUCGUGCUGCGGCGGUGAAGUGAUGGGCGUGAUUCGAUUCCAACAAACUGCUGACGGGCCGCUGGUAGCUGAUGGAAGCAUCGACGGGCUCUCGGAAGGCUUGCACGGUCUACACGUGCAUACAGCUGGGGAUCUUAGCGAGGGUUGCAAGUCGAUAGGGGAGCACUACAACCCAUCAGGCGGGAAGCACGGAGGUCCAGGGGAUCCCGGAGAAAACAGACAUGCUGGAGACCUCGGGAACAUUGUAGCUGAUGAGACGGGACGCGCCCGGUUCAGAAUACUAGACGAUGUGCUGAAGGUGUGGGACAUCAUCGGCAGGUCAGUGGCGGUGACAGAGAGAAGGGACGAUUUGGGCAGGGGGUCGACCCCAACUUCAGAAGACGACGGGGAUAGCGGCCGCCCUGUGGCCUGCGGCAUCAUAGCCCGUUCGGCCGGCGUAUUCCAAAAUCCGAAGCGGAUAUGCGCGUGCGACGGUGUAGUGGUGUGGGACGAGAGGGAUCGACCCCUAGCGGGUAAAGGGCGAAGGGUUGAAGAGAAGAGAUGCUGCCAAAAACAUAAGGAGAAUGUCAAGCCUUGCUGUAAAGUUUAGGGGGGUGAUUAGGGAAUUAGGGGGUGUGUUAAGCCUCCUCCAAGCAAAUGGCCUUGAGCAUUCGUUUCACGCAUUAAAGUACAGCGGAAAUAUGCUAAGAUUUAUGAAUAAUUUCGUAAAAAAUUAAGUUUAGGUCUUUUUGAAAAUUUGAAACUACCAAAAUGUUCCCUAUUAAAAACUAAAAACUACCAAAGUUAAGAUAACAUUGUAGAAAUACGAUGGUUAAUUUUUUUCAAUGUUUUAUAAAUUUCGAGUAGAUAGCUUUUUAAAAUAUGAUUGGUGUCGUUUUGUUGGGGGAGCCUUAACCGUAGACUCAUGGAGUCGUUCCACAUUAUUAUUAAAUAAAUAUAUCAUGUCCUUAUAUAUGAAAGGCUAGGUAAAGGAGUGUUAUAUAAAAUAAAAGUCCCGCUAAAAAAGUAUCCAAUUUAAUUAUAUUUAUGGCUCACUAUUUUAGUCAUAGUGGCUUCCGCAUAAAAGGUAUAUGCUGUCGCGGACUUUUAUUUAGAACUAUUUAAGACAACAAUCCUACGGUACAUCAUCUUUGUCUAAGGAGCUUUCCAAGUAUUACGUAACACAAUUUGAAGGCUAGGGGCCUUAUUCUCUAUCCCGCACGUUAUUUUAACAGUGCGUAACAAGCACGUAACACAACGCGUCAUGUUUAGGACUAUAGAAAUUUGGCUUACAGAAUACCAUUCCACGCACAUUUCUCGAAAAUAACAUGACACGGCCGCGUUACGCGUUUACACUAUCGUACAGAAUAAGAGCCCUGCGGAGUCUUGUAAAACGUUACAAUACGUUACAGGCGCGGGAGGCGGGGUUCGUACAAAGCGUUACGUAACAUUGUUUUUUUUUAUGAAUAACAAAGGUGUAAAGUUUAUUGUGUUUGUGAUGGUAAUGUAUAGGAGUCGCAACUCUAGUUGUAAUGAAACUCCAAAGAUGGCACUGAAUGUAUUAUGUAUUUCAAAACUCCAGAGUACGUUUAAUACACAGUGGCGUGCUUAGAUGGUAACAGUAACAAAUCGUAAUACGUACUAA